UGGGACAGGUUGUUAUUGGAAAAUGACUCAGCCAAGCUUGAUCAAUCCAUAUAACCGUAUUAUCCACACGCACUUGAGUCAUACAUUUCCUGUUAGUCAUCUGAAAGAAAACGAGAGAGAGGACAGAGUAUAAAAGAGCUAUCAAGAGACACACUGGGAAUCUGUGUGGAGUUGGUAGAAGACUGAGCUAAAUGGGAAAGAUGAGUUGUAAAACCAAUCAAUGUUUGACCAACCCUGGACAGGAUGUGAGAAGAAUGGGCUGCAGUGGAGAAGAUGCUGAAAUGGGACGGGAUCAAAAACAAGAGCCAGAGAUUCCUGUCACCAUUGCGAUGUCAUCUGAACUCCUCUUCAACACUGAACAGCAGAGUCCUGGGCCUGGCUACUCCUUUGUCAAGUUAUUCAGUUUGUGUUCUCAGGCUCUGAAAGCAGUGAAUGCUAAACUUACUGAGCAUUACCCUCAGAGUGAGGAGCUGUUUAAGGUCCUACUCAUCCAUGACAACUCAUCAGAGUUGUCAGAAAGAUUCAUCAAAAACCACAAGCUGGAAGAACUAAUCACUCCCUUUUAUGUGAGUGGAGAACAUCUUGUAGGUGAAUUACAGGAAAAUGAAACCCAUCUGUACCUGUCAGCUCCACCAGGGUUCAAAGUUCAAGAAGUGUUGAACAAAGGUAUAGCAGCUGCUAUCAUGUACACUCCAGAAGAAACCACAGAAGUGGCAGAGACUCAGCUGCGUGUUGUCUUUGAUGGUGAUGCUGUCCUCUUCUCUGAUGAGUCUGAGCGUGUCUUUGCUACAAAGGGACUGGAAUCGUACUUGAACCAUGAGAAUGAAAGAGUCAAUGAGCCGAUGACUGAAGGACCAUUUAAGGGUUUCCUGCAGGCUUUAGGAAAGCUGCAGAAAAAGUUUUUUAACAAAGGCCAGCAAAAGUGCCCCAUUCGUACCUACCUGCUGACAUCUCGUGAUGCUGCUGGUGCAGGAUACAGAGCCUUAAACACUCUGAAAACAUGGGGUCUGGAGAUUGAUGAGGCUUACUUUCUGGGAGGAUCUCCAAAAGGCCCCCUGCUUAAGAUGAUCCGCCCCCACAUCUUUUUUGAUGACCAGAUGCGUCAUGUUGAUGGCUCACUGAAGGAGGGCAUCGUGGCAUGUCAUGUGCUUGCAAGUUAAGAGUACGCCAUAGGGUCACAAAGUCACAGCUAAUGACCAUUUUAACUGAAACUUCACAAUAUCUUUGUUGAGAUAUGGAAUUGCCAUUUUAAAAUUUUAUUACUUUAAUGCUUGUUUGUGUCUUAGUGUAAAAUUUGUGCUUUUUUCUGGCCACUGCUUUGUGUAUAAACUAGGUGGUUUUAACUGUGAGCUGUAUGUGUCUGGUGCUGUCUUAACAUAAGAAAUUAAGGUAUUGUGGGAAAUAGAAUAGAAUUCAGAAAGGGUUUUCACUGAGAUCAAUUGCAAAAUGAAUUUCUGAUUGUUGUCCCUAAAAUAACAAAAACUACAGGGUUUUGAAAAGCUUGAAACUUACUUUGGGGUUAUGGACACUGUGUAUAAAUGUGAGGCAGAUUCUAAUCAAAUAAGAUCAUGCUUGCUUCAAAUAUACUGUGGACUGUUAUGCAAUGAAUUUUGUCUGUCUUAGAGUUAAUGUCAUAAUUACUAUAUCAUACUAUAAUACACUAUCUCUAAUACUUCUCCCCCUAAGGAAACUGUAUAGAUUGCUGUUGAUUGUUUAUGAAAAUAAAGAUACUUUAAUGCAUGAUUUUA
This is a messenger RNA of Lates calcarifer (barramundi perch), 1748 nucleotides long. RefSeq names its product cytosolic 5'-nucleotidase 1A. Gene Ontology annotation, molecular function: 5'-nucleotidase activity; magnesium ion binding; nucleotide binding. Gene Ontology annotation, biological process: nucleotide metabolic process; adenosine metabolic process. Gene Ontology annotation, cellular component: cytoplasm; cytosol. NCBI's taxonomy places the organism in Eukaryota, Metazoa, Chordata, Actinopteri, Centropomidae. The record is from RefSeq and is a predicted model, not a curated record. The transcript is spliced from 6 exons. The coding region runs from base 192 to 1160 and encodes 322 amino acids.